Platichthys flesus (European flounder) is the source of this 2280-nucleotide messenger RNA. RefSeq names its product dnaJ homolog subfamily C member 5-like. Lineage: Eukaryota; Metazoa; Chordata; Actinopteri; Pleuronectiformes; Pleuronectidae. The record is from RefSeq and is a predicted model, not a curated record. Bases 272 to 952 code for a protein of 226 amino acids. The transcript has 7 exons.
AGUGUGUGUGUGUGUGAGUCCUCCUCCACCUCCUGACGGCUGCUUGUGGACACACCAAGCCGAGCAGCAGCGUCCCCCCCUCGGAUCAACUCCUCCAGAAGAACCCGGGUCCAAAUCUCAGACUCUAUGAUUCCAACAAACACGAAGACACAAACUCUCCAGGUUCGUUUCGACUUCCGCUUCCCCGGCUAACCGGUUAGCAUCGAGUCACGAGGGGAAAGAGAAGUCUGCUCAAAGUGGUUAAACUUUCCCAGCCGCUGAACCGUGAAACAUGGAGGACCGAGGCCCGGCUCAGAGGAAGAUGUCCACAGCUGGAGACAGUCUGUACAAGGUGCUGGGUCUGGAGCGAGGAGCCACGCAGGAGGACAUCAAGAAGGCGUACAGGAAACAGGCACUAAGGCAUCAUCCCGAUAAGAACCCGGACAACCCAGAAGCUGCCGAGAAGUUCAAGGAGAUCAACAACGCCAACUCCAUCCUCAGCGACGAGAACAAGCGGAAGAUCUACGACGAGUACGGAUCCAUGGGCCUGUACGUGGCCGAGCAGUUUGGAGACGAAAGCGUGAAACUGCACUUCCUCGUGAACAAGUGGUGGUUCAAGGCCCUCCUGGGGUGUGGAUGUUUCUUCACCUGCCUCUGCUGCUGUUGCUGCUGCUGCUUCUGCUGCGGGAGGUGCGGCCCCCCCACCCCCGAAGAGGAACCCAACUUCUACAUGGACCCGGACGACCUGGACGGGGAGUUUGGAGAACACAGAGCAGAAGGAGAUCCUGUGAUAGUUGCUCAGCCGAGCUCCUCCUCUGCUGCUGCUGAGGAUCCAGCCGGAGGAGAGCAUGUGAUCGUUAUGCAGCCGAGUCCUGCUGCCGCCGACAAAUCAGGUGACAACGCAACGAUUGUGAUUCAGCCUCAAGCGAGUGACGGCUCCUCGGGGCCCGGAGCCGCCCUACAGGAAGAGUGAGCUCAGGAAUGAAGACGAGAAUGAAUGACUUGAGUGAGUGGAGUCAUUUCUGAUUGUGAACCGUCUCUAAACCAGGUCAUGGCUGUUGAUGAACACAAGUCCAGUGUGUGUGUGUCUGUGUGUGUUUCCCCUCAGACUGUGGCCGGCCUGCAGAAAACCUGUUCAUCUCUCAGGUGUUUGCGUUUACAUGAACCAGGCAGCGAUCUGAUUGUGCCAACGUUUCUCUUCCUUUUAAAAACAACAAUGUUAAUGGUGUAUUCUUUAAUCCCGUCUUUUAUUUAUUUCUAUAAGAUAUAAUAUGGAGCAACUCUUAAAAAUGACUUGAUGACCAGAUGUUUUCUAUUUAGUUGACUCGUGUACUUUGAUUGUGUAAACUGUUUCCGACAGAGUUCCAACCCAGAGGAUAUCCACAGUUUUAUUCAAGGGAACGGUACAUUUAGAUCUGGUCUCCUUUUUAAAUUUGUGCCAUAUGAGCUCUGUCCGUGUUUGUGUCCGUCCCAGCUCAAACCUCGAAAAACUCAUCGUUAGCCAGUCGUCAGUUUGUUUGUACUGGUCACUCGUGAUGGAUCAGGACUCGUUCAUCGCCGUUUGAUUCGUUACCUCAUGGAAAACACGUCUUUUCCAAAGAGCUGAGCGGGGGGGGGCACAUAGUAGCUGUACUGUACAAGCACUUGAAACGAAAGCCAACAGGGACUUUAUUUUAUUAUGACUUUUUGUGCCAAAUGUUUCUUGUUUUCUGAUAUUUCUGGACGCUCCAGAUGUGUCGAGAGCUUUUCUUCCUCUGGUGUUUGAGACGACUUGUUCCCUGAGAAGUUGUGACGAUGUGUUAAAGGUCCAGUGUGUAAGAUUUACCUUUUUAGAAUAGGCCUUUUAUAUUUAACCACUUUAUUUUAAGAAGGAAGUGGAGGGUGAGGUGAGGGGUAUCCACCUGCAACAUGCAGCUUAACCACUAGAUGUCACUAAAUUCUACACACUGAACCUUUAAAUACUGGAAUCAUGUUAUCUUGUAAAUUCAGAGAUAUAUAUUUUAAAUCUGAGGUUUUUAUAUAUAUGCAUAUAUAUUUAUGUAAAACCUUAAAUGAUGUCAUCUUUAAUCAUGUUUAUAUUUUAUGAUUCUGCUGUGUGGGCAUCGUUGGGUUGCUUCUAUCUAAUUUAAUUUGUACAAAUCUAUAUCUAUUCAAUCUAUUGAGAUUUAAAAGAACAUUUGUAUAUUUUGUUUAAUUAUCUCAACCUUCCCUGGUAACGUAAUGAUUUUUUGUUUUGAAUGACUUUUACAUGCUUCUGUAAAAUGUAAUAUUUGUCUGUUCAAUAAACUGGUAAAACUGGAA